This is a messenger RNA of Trypanosoma grayi, 948 nucleotides long. RefSeq lists its product as hypothetical. The transcript has a single exon. The coding region runs from base 1 to 948 and encodes 315 amino acids. The record is from RefSeq and is a predicted model, not a curated record. Lineage: Eukaryota; Euglenozoa; Kinetoplastea; Trypanosomatida; Trypanosomatidae.
AUGGACAUCGGCGGACGAGAGCCUUCGCCCAUCGUGGAGCAUCCGGUGAACCUCGCUGGCGUGGCGCCGGGCAAGGCGACGCGCAGCGCCAGCGGCAGCACUCUGCCGACGUACGAGCUGGACCCGGCGACGCAGCAGCUGCUGGAGGAGAACGAGGGCAUGCUGUACGAGAUCAGCAGCCUCACGCGCGACCUCCAGGCGACGCGCGGCGAUGUCGCCAAGCUGCAGGCCGCCCUUGCGGCGAAGGAGCGCGAGCUCGAGGCGUUGCGGGAAAAACUUGGCGACGCCAACGUGCAUGCACGCGACGCGUCUGGGCGCGUCAUCAACUACAAGACGGAGUGUGAGCGGCUGACGCUCGACAACAGGCGCCUCAAGGAGGAGUACGACAAGGUCUACGACGAGCUGAACAAGCAGGCGGAAAUGAUCCGCAGCGACAUGAGCGAGAUGCAGACCGGGAGCGCACGAUCCAACGCGUCGGCGCAGGUGGAGCAGCUCCACCGCGAGAUGCAGAGCUUCUGCACCACCGUCGACUGCAUCGUCAACUCGCUGAGGCGCUGCAUCGUUGUGGGCGUCAAGGACCGCGACCGCGUGCUGGAGAGCACGCAGAAGGAGCUCAACGAGAUCCAGCGCAUGACCGACACGCUGCACCGCCGCAGCGUGGCGGAUGAGGGCCGCAUUCAAGAUCUGAUGGCGGCGUUCCGCAAGGCCGGCUCCCUCCUGUCGCCAGGUGACUUGGCAAUUGUGGUUCGCUGCAUGAUUGCGCAGUCGCUGGAGGCCGGACUUACCGCGACGGAGGGCAACCUGCGGGCAAUCCAGUUCCUCAUCGCCGACGACAUGGAGAGCAGCAGCAACAGUGACGCCAGCAGAACGCGGGGAGGGGACAACAAGCGUGUGAACGGCGCGGUGAAGAGUGCAGUGCUGCACAAGAUGCGCAAGCCCAGCAAGUAG